Messenger RNA from Monomorium pharaonis (pharaoh ant), 2234 nucleotides. It is a transcript of the gene emc, whose product is annotated as DNA-binding protein inhibitor ID-2. Gene Ontology annotation, cellular component: cytoplasm; nucleus. The transcript has a single exon. The record is from RefSeq and is a predicted model, not a curated record. NCBI's taxonomy places the organism in Eukaryota, Metazoa, Arthropoda, Insecta, Hymenoptera, Formicidae. Gene Ontology annotation, molecular function: transcription regulator activity; protein dimerization activity. Gene Ontology annotation, biological process: negative regulation of transcription by RNA polymerase II; circadian regulation of gene expression; cell differentiation. The coding region runs from base 556 to 1011 and encodes 151 amino acids.
GUGAGGGGCGGAGGCCAGUCGGCUUCGAUCUGUCAGGCGAGUCGUGUGCGUGAUACUUGAGGGGGUCGGCGUUACGUACGAUUCUCUCUCUUGCUCCCGCUCGCCGUGAAACGAUCACAUCGAUUCGCCGUCGUCAUACUGUCGGCGCGUCAAACUGUCGCCGCUCGAGGACGAUGCGGCCGAUGGUCAGUGAAACGACGAGGACCGACACCGCGUGACUUUAACACACGGACGCGCGCGCGCGCGCGUGACAUUCCGCGCUCCAGGAGUCAACGAGCCCAGGAGGAGAAGGACUCCAGAGUUCUUCACGUGCGCUCUACUCUCUCUCUCUCUCUCUCUACCUACGCUAGACCUCCAACGUUGGAAAGGAUCGAUAGGCACACAGGCAGGCGCCAGUGGGUGGUGUGUAUGUGCGUGUGUGUUUGCGGGGUGGCGCGCUGUCGUCGAGCGAUCAAACCCAGGGUAGAGGGAAACCUGAGCGCCGUCGGAUCGAUCGAUCCAUCCAUCCCGGCCGAUUCCCUUGAGUAGUCCUCGAGUGGCCGCCGCUACCCGCGGAUGAAGGCGAUGGUGGUGAGCCCGGUGAGCGGCCGCGUGCCGCCCGAUCAUCGUGGCGUUCUACACAACGGUUUGGGGAUCGGCGGCACCAGGCGCGACCUCGAGGCCGAGGAGGUCGCCGCCUACCUGACGAAGCUGCGCUCCCUCGUGCCGGACAUGCCGCGCAAGCGGAAGCUCUCCAAGCUCGAGGUGAUCCAGAGGGUGAUCGAGUACAUCUGCGACCUGCAGACCGCCCUGGAGGAGACGAAUCAGUCCGCGACGCACCAGGACGCGAAGACGACGACGACGACGACGACGACCGCCAUCACCACCACGACAACGGCGGAGACGACGGUCACGGCGACGACGCCGCAGUCGUCCCCGAGACAACCGCUGCCGAACCCUGUCGCCACCACCACGAUGACGACCGUCACCACGGCAACGUCCGUCGUGGCCGCGACGGUCGCCGAUCGGUGACCUGCCAUCGACCGGACCCUCUAGGGUACGACGGGAGGAGGUCGCGGUGCUUGAGGCGCAUCGUAAAACGUUCCGCUUCUCGAAGAGGACGUCUGCUGAUCCGGCCCCGAUCGACCAUCGUCCGGAAGAGGACUUGCCACUUCCAACCUGGGGGACCACGUCCACGAGGGGCGACGCACAUCCUAACAUCCCGAGGAGACGAGAGGAACGACGGGGAGAGGAACGUGCUUUAUUUUUCGUUCGAUCGAAGAGCGCGAGUUUCCCCGCGCGCCGGUUUCUCGUGCUCUGCGCCCUUCCCAACCUCCCUUCCCCGCGGGAGGGAGGAAAACUGUAAAUACACUUGUACAUACGCUCAUCGCCAUUCCACGCGAGAUCUCUCUCACGGUUAUAAGAACCCGGCACGAUUUUGUUGAACCCCCCAUUAAAUCUUUCGCCCCUUUCUUUCUUUCGACCCCUUAGGAUCUUGUCAUUCUGUUACUUUUUUCUUUUGUUCCUUUUGUUUAACCAACUGCGCGCGACCGAGAAGGUGAAUCCAGCGGGACCAGCGAUCGAGUCCUCGAGAACCGUGACAAUCUUUCUUUCUUUUUUUUUUUUUCCAUUCAGUAAACUCCACUCUCGUUGUGCGAGACCAGGAAGCUGGAUCGACUCGCGCCGUCGAACGCUGGCGUCGUGCAAGUGCCGCUCGCAAAACGCUCUCGAGUCAUCGCGUGGCGCCCCGCCCAGCCAAUCUCGCCGAUCGAUCGCCUUUUCCCGCGGAGGUCCUUCCUGGAGAACGCGCCUCGUCGCCGGGUUGCGCGCGCGCGAGCGGGCGAGGAGAAAACCUCCUCGAAGCCGCGCGACGACGAAUCGAUCGAGUUCCGAAUUUCGGAUGCUGGAGGAGGCUGGAAGGGACGAUCGGACCGGCUGGCGAGAUCCCGAGGCAAAAUCCUGAGAAAGGACGAGCCGAUGAAUGUACAUUUUCCGUUGUUUAUUUCGUUGUCGAGAGCUGUCGUCAACGCGGGUAUCCUUGAUUACUGUAUAGUUGUCGCACUGUCGUUGUUAUUAUAGUAUCUUAUAAUUUAGAAAGUGCUGACUCCCGUUCUUUCACCCCCCCCCCUCCCUCUUCGACCCGCGUAAAUAUUGUUGUAUAUUUGCAAAGACUGAAAGGCUGUAACAUACAUCAUUGCGCGGGCGUACUGCACUCGUACACACACGAAAUAAAUGCAAACUGUGUCUAUAAUUUA